GUGUACAUAACAAUAUACAAAUUAUAUAUAUAUGUGUGCAUGUGUAAUCUAUAGGGAUAAUAUUAGAAAAAGUUUUCAGCAUUUUGAUUAUUCUUAUAAUAUUUUCCAAGAUGUUGGAAGGAAAAGCUGUGGUGCGUGAGACAGAUAUGACAGAGGCAAUGCAAAGCCAUGUUAUGGAGUUGGCUUACAAGGCCCUUGAUCUCCAUGAAGUUUCUGAUUGUCAAUCCAUUGCAAAUUAUAUCAAACAGCAGAAGUUUGAUGAAGUAUAUGGGCCAGCAUGGAACUGUGUGGUUGGUAAAGACUUUGGAUCUUGCAUUACCCACUUGAGUGGAAGUUUCAUUUUCUUUCAUGUGGAGAUGAUGGAGUUUCUUAUCUUCAAAGAUGGCAAGGACUUCCAUGAAACCAAGGAUGAAGCUAUUGGAGUUUUACACAUCAAUAAUAACAAUAAUAAGCACUAAUAAUAAUAAUAAUUAAGAUCCCUUCUUAUUCCUUUUCUUAAAUUUUAAUAUCUUACUACAGUUAAAACUUAACUCCAGUCCAGUCCAGUCCAGUCCAGUCCAGUGUAGGAUUUUUAAUGUCAUGUCAAUCAAUUCAGCAAUGGCAUGAUGACCCCAUUAUUUGAACAAA
Messenger RNA from Humulus lupulus (European hop), 627 nucleotides. RefSeq lists its product as uncharacterized. The transcript has 2 exons. Gene Ontology annotation, cellular component: dynein complex. Lineage: Eukaryota; Viridiplantae; Streptophyta; Magnoliopsida; Rosales; Cannabaceae. Gene Ontology annotation, biological process: microtubule-based process. Gene Ontology annotation, molecular function: dynein intermediate chain binding; dynein light intermediate chain binding. The record is from RefSeq and is a predicted model, not a curated record. The coding region runs from base 111 to 458 and encodes 115 amino acids.